CCCUCUUGGAAUGCGUGCAGCGCACGAGGCCAGCCGAGUAGUGGAUUCUGCACCGCAUCGCCCCCUCCCGCGAGAUCUCCCUCAUCCGGGACCACUUCCUUUGCUCCUACAGCUUUUGCCCCUCCCCACCGACUUCCUCUGACGGGGUGGGAGAGCGGGCUGGAGAGGAGGGAGAGUGGUCGUGAGCAGCGUCCGUUAGAGUUGAGCUUACACUCGCGAGGAGUGGGAAAGAAGGCGGGCCCUGGAACGCCGUCGGGGAGGGCGGGGAGGUUCGGGGUGAUAAAGUUUCACGUUAGCCCUCACGUAGCUUUACGACGGAAGCCGAGUCUGGUGCAGAGCACGUUUUGGAUUCGUGGGUUUAACCUGUAAUGGAACCCCCUCUUCCCCCUCGAGAGUCUGCGGAAUUCGUGGCUAGCAAUAGCCAAGAUGUGUUUAUCGAAGCAGCUGGUGUGGAGCGAGUGGCUGAGAUGCUGCUGGAGAAGAUCCCAGGCCGAGAGUUCAGCUUGGAGGGCUGGAAGACCCUGCACGAGCUGAACCCUCAGGCAAACGAUGAAGACGCGGUCAACUGGGUGUUUGUCUCCGAUACCCUCAAUUUCUCCUUCUGGUCCGAACGGGAAAAUCACAAGUGUAUGGUGCAGUACAAGGAUAAAAUGUAUAGCGGUUACUGGGCUCUUUGCGCUGCAAUCAACCGAACCUUGGAUGAAGGAAUACCCUUCACUAAAGCUUCAUACUAUGCCACAGUUACCCUUGGUGAGCUUCAGCAUUAUUUUCGCUCUGACACAGAUGUACCUAUGCCUUUGAUAGAAGAGAGGCAUAAGAUUCUCAAUGAAACUGGAAAAAUUUUACUUGAAAAGUUUGGAGGAUCUUUUCUUAACUGUGUUCGAAAGUGUGACAGAAGUGCACAGAAACUCCUAUCUUUGAUAGUUGAAAAUUUCCCUUCUUAUAGAGAUGUGGCCAAAUAUGAGGGUAAAAAUAUUUCAUUCUACAAACGCGCUCAGAUACUUGUGGCAGAUACGUGGUCUGUACUAGAAGGAAGAGGAGAUGGCUGCUUCAGUGACAUUUCUAGAAUUACUAUGUUUGCUGACUACAGGCUACCCCAGGUGCUUGCUCACUUGGGAGCUAUAAGAUACUCUGAUGCACUACUUAAGAAACUUCUUGAAGGAGAAUUGCUCCCAUCUGGAGUUAAAGAAGAGGUGGAAAUCAGAGGCUGUUCUGUUUGGUGUGUUGAGCUGAUUCGAGAUCGAGUUUUAGAACUUAUUAAACAGAAGAGAUUAAAAAUCUCUGUAGAGAUAAAUUCAGUUCUUAUUGAUUAUUACUUAUGGGACUAUGCCCGGGAUCACAGGGAUGAUAUGAAAGGAAUUCCAUUUCAUCGUACACGAUGCAUAUUUUAUUGAUUAUAAUAAGUUCUAGUGAAUCAGACCCCAAAGUUUUAUAACAUAAGAUCAGUUAUGUACUUUGUCUUUCAUUAUGUCUAAUCAGGAAAAAGUAUAGCAUGGAGAAGAAAAAAAGAUUAUUUCAUUCUUUCUUACCAUAUCUACUACUGUGCUUUCAGAAUUUUAUUUUGUUUAUGUUUUAAUUUUUACCUGUUUAGUGUACCUAUUAUAAUAUUCCAAUUUUUCUUAUUGUAGUUUCUUUGAAAAAGUUAAUCAUGCCUUUUUAAUGUGAUCAAUUUUCAGUAUUUUUACCAUUCAUUAAGUUGAUAAUCAAAUUCAAAAAGUUGAUAAUAUAUGUUUAUGUGAUCAUGAGUCUUAUAAUGGAAAGGAGGGAAGUAUGAUACACACAUGAAAUUAUGUAUUUUAAUGACAAUAAUGAUGCUGUUGCAAAAAUCAAGGGAUUGUAGUUAAAACUUUUUGAUAUAUAAGAAACAAGAGAUUAAAGAUUUUUUAUGUAUUCUAAUUUAUAUUUGAAAUUGAAUAAAUAUUUUUCAUAAUAA
This is a messenger RNA of Monodelphis domestica (gray short-tailed opossum), 1933 nucleotides long. It is a transcript of the gene QNG1, whose product is annotated as Q-nucleotide N-glycosylase 1. Lineage: Eukaryota; Metazoa; Chordata; Mammalia; Didelphimorphia; Didelphidae. The record is from RefSeq and is a predicted model, not a curated record.